Molecule: messenger RNA, 1791 nt
Organism: Sycon ciliatum
Lineage: Eukaryota; Metazoa; Porifera; Calcarea; Leucosolenida; Sycettidae
Product: homeobox protein Nkx-2.1-like
Exons: 3
Coding region: 354-1208 (284 amino acids)
Biological process (GO): cell differentiation; regulation of transcription by RNA polymerase II
Cellular component (GO): nucleus
Molecular function (GO): DNA-binding transcription factor activity, RNA polymerase II-specific; RNA polymerase II cis-regulatory region sequence-specific DNA binding
Source: RefSeq, a predicted model, not a curated record
UAUUGUCGGCCAUCUGUGUUUCGUGUCCAGUGAAGUGCGCUGUUUCGUGAAAACGCGUUUGUUGUGGGCCCUUUCGAGUCACCGCGCGCAGCACUACUUGUAGCCACAAUAGGCUGAAUUGAGAGUUGCCCUUCGCAUCCAGCGCCAGCUGAAAAUUUGGAGAGCGACCCAGAAAUAUUAUUUCCGAGUUCAGAGCCGGACUUCCGGACGUUGAGUGAAAGAAGCGAAGACAACUAACACAGUUUUGGCAGUUCCACAUAGUCUUGAGAAGAUCAGGAGUAGUAGUGCCUGGAAAGCUGCCACUCUCGCAACCCCAGUCACUCGUUGAUCACCUAGAGCAGCAGUACAAGUAUAUGGCAAUGGCACACGCUACUGCCACCAGCGCCUCAUCAUCAUCAUCCUCGGCGUCAUCAUCGUCCGGUGGGACCAUGAACAAAAGCAAACUUUCACUGGACCUAUCCACCACAGUUGCAGCUUCCCCUCCUGUCAAUGCCACAGAAACUCCCCUGGCAACGCCAGUCACGCCUGGAGAUGUCAAGGUGGAGGGUGGACAGAGCCAUUCCGCUGCAUCCACUCCCACAGAGGAUGGACCCAAUGGCGAUGCGGGUAACAUGAAAAAGCGGAAACCAAGAGCUCUGUUCACACGCCAACAAGUCAUCGAGUUGGAGCGACGCUUCAAAGCCCAGCGAUAUGUAUCCGCACCUGAGCGACAGGAAUUGUCAGCCAGACUGAAGCUGACUGAGACCCAGAUCAAGAUCUGGUUCCAGAAUCGUCGCUACAAGUGGAAGCGAAGCUCCAUGGAGGCUGCAGCCAAUGGUCAGCACAUUGCCCCUACAACAGGAAUGGGUGGACCAGCAGCUCUUGCCAACCGGUAUCCUGGACAACCGCAAGUGCCCCGCCCAGUUGCACCAUAUGGACUGAAUCCUAUGUUCUAUGGGGACCAGUUCAGCCAGGCGCAACUGCAAGCAGCACAAGCUGCUGUAGCCCAAGGACAGACUGGCGUCUCUAUGGCAGGAGCGAUCCCGCAAAUGCAAAUGCCAGCACAGCAGCUAAUGCAGUUCCAGGCAUCAGCUAUGGCUGCCGCUAGCGGCGCUCCACCCUCCGCCAUAAUGCAGCAACAGCAGCAGGCCAUGCAGAUGCAAGCUCCAGGAACGCCUGGUGCACCACCAACCAUGCAAGGUCCCUCUUGGUACUCUGCUCCGUACUAGCGGCACAGCAGUACAUCACUACAUGUAAGAAAAGAAAAGUACUAGAAGUAGUUCUGCUGAACUAGAAUCUGGGCAUCAAGUCUCCAGCACUGCGCCACUACGUGUCAGUUACGAUCGUACAAAGGUACUUGUCAUGUUGUCUGUGUCGUCCAUAUGUACAGUCGGUAGUAACUAACUUUCUGCAACACAAACUAAAACGGUGCAAUAGCUGCUGUAGUACAAAACACAAAUUUUGUUACGUUAGAAGUAUUGCCAUGGAGAUACACGAUGGCAGGUCUUGUGCAGUCCUUAUUUGUCAAAUUCAAAACUGUAUAUAAUUUUUGAUUAUGGAAUACUUCAUCGCUUUCUUGCUGCAUAGCCAGGCAUCCAAUGGCUGUGUACAUUCUUGGUGCUCUCUGAUUUCUUAGCCGUUGAAGUAGUAUUAAUUUAUCCUUCUUGUUCAAGUCAGUCGACAUUGUGUGCCUUGAUGUACAUAAUGAUUGUUUGUCUUGAUUUACAUGCUGUUGAAAAGCUUUACAAACCCCUACGCUGCUUUCAUGAUCAUUUCCUUUGAGCCCAAAGUGGAAAAGAUUCUAAAUCUAAA